AGCGUUUGAGAGGCGGGCCGGUCGCCGGAGGGACUGUGCGGUGAUGGAGGUUCCUGCUGUCCGGCGCUGGCUUCUUGUGGGCCCGGCGGCCGCGGGCUGAGCCGAACGCGAGCACGGCCCAGAGAUGCCGGCGCUGGUGGUGUUCGGGAGGCGCUGGGCCCUGGCCAGUGACGACCUGGUCUUUCCCGGGGCCUUUGAGCUGUUCCUCCGGGUUUUGUGGUGGAUUGGGAUCCUGGUCUUGUACUUGACGUACAGAGGCCAGCUUGACUGUAAACAUGGAAGAAUUCUCCCCAGCUAUCUCCUGGUGCUGCUUGUCCUUUUGGCUGCAAUCAUAAUCAUCUUACUUGUAAUUGUGUGCACUAGCAUGCAAGGGACAAUCACUAAUCUGCGGCCACGGCGGCACAUCCCAGUUCUGAUCUACAUCCGAACUGCACUCUACCUACCCGAACUGGUCUGGGCUAUCUUGGGCGUAGUCUUGGUCAAUGAUGAAACAAUGGGCUGCCCUGCCACUUUGGUUAAUACAAUCUCUAUAGCUGUCAUUGCAAGCUGGGUUUUCUUACUGUUCACGGUGAUUGCAGUUCUCAUUGUCUUCGACCCUCUGGGUAGGCCCAAGCGGCUGGGCUUGGCUGCAGGCGAUGAGCGUAACCUGGAGAGCAGUGAGUCAUUGCAGUUUCUGUACACUGCCCGCUCGAUGGCUGCGCGGGUGUGGGAGUACAGGUUUAAGCUUCUGUGCUGCUGCAUUACGAGGGACGCGGAUAUCCAAGCCGCCUUCACGCACAUCGGUGAACUUUUCAGCAGCUUUUUCAUGGACACGGAUCUAGUGCCGGGCGAUAUUGCCGCGGGGCUUGCUCUCCUACACCUGGAGCAGGAUAAGAUAGAGCAAAGCAGGGACCUGGACGAUGAAGCGUGCGUGGACCCACAAACAGCGUCUGCGGCUGAAGAGCUGGACAAGGAGUUGGAGAAUGCGGCGCACUACAUGCAGUUUGCUGCUGCUAUCUACGGCUGGCCCCUGUACAUCUUCAGCCACCUGCUGACCGGCGUGUGCAAGCUGAACCCGAACUGCAGCUGUUGCAGACGCCAAGUUCCUGAGCACGACAUAGUUGGUGGGGACUGCCUGAACUGUCACUUCCAAUCUAUACUGCAGACCACAGGGCUGCAGUCCCGCGAUUUUAUCCACAUCAGUUUGCACAACAAGAUUUACGAAAUUCCCUUUUUUGUGGCGCUGGAUCACAAGAAGGAGGCGGUGGUGGUGGCUGUCCGGGGAACACUGUCACUGGAGGAUGCAUUGACAGAUCUGUGCGCAGAUUGCGAGACAGUGAACGUAAGCGGGGUGACGGGAGAAAGUUUGGCACACAAGGGCAUCCUCCAGGCGGCCACUUACAUCUACGAGAAGCUGAUGAACAACGGGAUUUUGAGUGAAGCCUUUGCAGUUGCUCCUGAGUACAAGUUGGUGGUGACGGGACACAGUCUGGGUGCAGGUGCUGCUGCCGUCCUCGCCAUCAAGCUUCACGCCUCAUUCCCCACGCUGCGCUGCUACGCCUUCUCGCCGCCAGGCGGGCUGCUGAGCAAAGCGCUGGCCGAUUACAGCAGAGGAUUUGUCCUGUCUGUCGUUUUGGGCAGGGAUCUCAUCCCAAGGCUGAGCCUCCCCAACAUUGAGGAUCUGAAGAAACGGAUACUCCGGAUAGUCGCUCACUGCAACCGGCCCAAGUAUCAAAUUCUCCUGAGAGGCUGCUGGUAUGAAGUCUUUGGCGGAGACCCAGGAGGCUUCCCCACGGAGCUGGACGGAGAGCACCGGGCCCAGCUCACUCAGCCGCUGCUGGCCGAGCAGACUCUGCGGGGCGGCCACGCCGAUUCCAGUGGCUGCACCUCCGACGUGUCGCCUCCAGGAUCGCCCUUCCGAGGGCCACCCCUCUUCCCACCAGGAAGGGUUAUUCACAUCAGGGAGGAGACCAGCACUGGAUGCCUGUGCUUUUCCAAGGUGAAGUACCACGCUGUGUGGAGCGAUGCCUCUUCCCUCAACAAGAUCCUCAUCAGCCCCAAGAUGAUAACGGAUCACAUGCCAGAUUUGCUGUUGGAUGUCCUGCGGGAUCUAACGCAAGAGACUCCUUAUCUCCUCUGCCCCUCGCCUGACGCCACACCGAGUGAGACCCUCCCCGUCUAGCUGGAGCCCUUUGAAGAGAGUGAAGCAUGCUAGGAGAGAGCUGAACAGUGUUACCCAUGGCCAUGGCUGUACCUGCUGUGUGGACUCCUCACAUCUGUCUCUAUCGUUCCGGAUGUUUUCUCUCAUAAAGACACUGAAUUAGUGAUGAUAUUCUCUUAGGACAACAUAAUGGAUCUGAUUGUUUGUACUAACCUCAAGCACCUUGUAAUGUUGGUAAGGUGAGGAGAUUGAGAUUCCCAAAAAGAACUAUUGGGAUGAUCUAGGCCAGAAUUUAUUUUCUGAUCACUCAAAGUGGAGUUUAUGUGGUUAGUUUAACAUAUAAAUCUGAAUGAAUAAAUCCAUAUUGUAGGAUGGAUAUAUAUUUAUAUAAUUAUUUCCUCCCUUGGUGAUUGGUUUGGGAUGCAGGCACUGACUGCUCUCCCUGCCCGGUGAGGUUGGCGUGUUUCCUCCGCUCACAGUCUUCUGCUGUGUGGCUGAGGUUAUUGCUGUUCCCUUUCCAGUUUGGUCUGAGGCUUGCUAGGGGGAUGUGGGCACUGUUGCCUUGUGCCUUGUUGUCUUUGCUUGCUAGGUGUCCUCGUUGGAAAGUUAAGAGACAUAAUUGGUUAAAAUAGUUUUAAAAAUUGGUUAAAAAGGGAUAAGAAAAGUAAUUGAAAUGUUAAGAUACACAAGGGGGAGGAGGGUAGGAGGAAGAUGUACACCCAGCUGGUUCAUUGUAUCAUUAUUAAAACUGGCCGCUCUGAUUCAGUAACCACUCUUCAACCUCCAGCCCUGUGCCACCACUCAGCACUUCACUUUUUUCAGAUCCUGUUUGGGAUUGUUGAAAUGGCAACUGUCCAGUCUCAGCUCAAUUCCUCUUUCUUUAAUAGUUAUUUAUAGUGGGGGGGGGGGAGGAAUGGAACUGCAGAUGCUGCAAAUCUUGUGUGUAAUUUCACUCCAGGGUAGAGCCACAGAGCAUGGAGUCCUUCUGUCUCGGCUGUUAGGUGCUGUUUCUAUUUUUGUCCACCCUGUGUGGUUCAGUACCCAGGGAAUGAGAUGUCUACCCUGUGUGGUUCAGUACCCAUGGAAUGAGAUGUCCACCCUGUGUGGUUCAGUACCCAUGGGAUGAGAUGUCCAUCCUGUGUGGUUCAGUACCCAUGGAAUGAGAUGUCCACCCUGUGUGGUUCAGUACCCAUGGGAUGAGAUGUCCACCCUGUGUGGUUCAGUACCCAGGGAAUGAGAUGUCCACCCUGUGUGGUUCAGUACCUGUGGAAUGAGAUGUCCACCCUGUGUGGUUCAGUACCCAUGGAAUGAGAUGUCCACCCUAUGUGGUUCAGUACCCAGGGGAUGAGAUGUCCACCCUGUGUGGUUCAGUACCCAGGGGAUGAGAUGUCCACCCUGUGUGGUUCAGUACCUGUGGAAUGAGAUGUCCACCCUGUGUGGUUCAGUACCCAUGGAAUGAGAUGUCCACCCUAUGUGGUUCAGUACCUGUGGAAUGAGAUGUCCACCCUAUGUGGUUCAGUACCCAGGGGAUGAGAUGUCCACCCUGUGUGGUUCAGUACCUGUGGAAUGAGAUGUCCACCCUGUGUGGUUCAGUACCCGUGGGAUGAGAUGUCCACCCUGUGUGGUUCAGUACCCAGGGAAUGAGAUGUCCACCCUGUGUGGUUCAGUACCCAUGGAAUGAGAUGUCCACCCUGUGUGGUUCAGUACCCGUGGGAUGAGAUGUCCACCCUGUGUGGUUCAGUACCCAUGGAAUGAGAUGUCCACCCUGUGUGGUUCAGUACCCAGGGAAUGAGAUGUCCACCCUGUGUGGUUCAGUACCCAUGGAAUGAGAUGUCCACCCUGUGUGGUUCAGUACCCAGGGGAUGAGAUGUCCACCCUGUGUGGUUCAGUACCUGUGGAAUGAGAUGUCCACCCUGUGUGGUUCAGUACCCGUGGGAUGAGAUGUCCACCCUGUGUGGUUCAGUACCCAGGGAAUGAGAUGUCCACCCUGUGUGGUUCAGUACCCAUGGAAUGAGAUGUCCACCCUGUGUGGUUCAGUACCCAUGGAAUGAGAUGUCCACCCUGUGUGGUUCAGUACCCAUGGAAUGAGAUGUCCACCCUGUGUGGUUCAGUACCCGUGGGAUGAGAUGUCCACCCUAUGUGGUUCAGUACCCAGGGGAUGAGAUGUCCACCCUGUGUGGUUCAGUACCCAUGGAAUGAGAUGUCCACCCUGUGUGGUUCAGUACCCAUGGAAUGAGAUGUCCACCCUGUGUGGUUCAGUACCCGUGGGAUGAGAUGUCCACCCUGUGUGGUUCAGUACCCAGGGGAUGAGAUGUCCACCCUAUGUGGUUCAGUACCCAGGGGAUGAGAUGUCCACCCUGUGUGGUUCAGUACCUGUGGAAUGAGAUGUCCACCCUGUGUGGUUCAGUACCCAUGGGAUGAGAUGUCCACCCUGUGUGGUUCAGUACCUGUGGAAUGAGAUGUCCACCCUGUGUGGUUCAGUACCCGUGGGAUGAGAUGUCCACCCUGUGUGGUUCAGUACCCAGGGAAUGAGAUGUCCACCCUGUGUGGUUCAGUACCCAUGGGAUGAGAUGUCCAUCCUGUGUGGUUCAGUACCCAGGGGAUGAGAUGUCCACCCUGUGUGGUUCAGUACCCAGGGAAUGAGAUGUCCACCCUGUGUGGUUCAGUACCCAGGGAAUGAGAUGUCCACCCUGUGUGGUUCAGUACCCAGGGGAUGAGAUGUCCACCCUGUGUGGUUCAGUACACAUUUCUACUGUCUCUGUGCUUCUGUACCCAAGGGACGAGGUACUCUUCCACUGGCGAAUGUACUGAAGUAUUUGCUUUCCUGGAAUACUCUGGUGGUGGAGUCCAGUGUUGGUCAUGGGAAUUGUGCAAUCCAUUCCCUGUGAAAUUUUGAGCGGAAACCUUGAUCUUGAGGAGGUUGCUGGUGUUUGAUCCUCUGUCUUCAUCCCUGUGGCAAGGUGGGGGGUAUCUGGUGCCUCCUCCAAAGCUUACAGGAGGGCAGAUGUUUGUUCAGUGUUACGAACCCCGUAACUGGGUCACUUACCAGCAAAGUUAGAAAGGUCCGUUGAAGUCUGAUGAUACUAUUUUUAACAGUAACAACAGUAACCCAUGCCUCUGGCUGUCUGUUACUUCACCCCAUGGACCCAAUAACCAAAGGUGCGGAGAGACUUUGGGCACCGGUUUGCAUGUGGAUUGUGGAAGCUUUUAAACUCUCCAGUGCCUUACAACUGACUUGUGUGACAGCUCUCACCAUGGGCUAUCUAACCUGAACUUCCACCUCUGUGCUUUCAUCCUCAUCUCAAGAUUGUUUCAGAUUCAAGAUCUUUGUAUAUAUCUCACCAUGAGCAUUUCUACCCAGAAAUCUUCACCUUUGUUUUCAUUCUUACCUGUUGAAAUAUCACAAACAACAGUCUUAAUAGCAAAAUGUGAGUCAAAAUAGCUAUGGCCAAGCACUAACACUGAACCCCUGUGCCAAUCUCAGCUCAUGAAGCUUGCUUGAGUAUUAUGAUAUUGGGCACAUAUCUCGCAGGCUGAGAGGGGACAUUGGUAAUAAACUUGUUCUGACUCUGUGGGCUGGGACGUUCUGUGCCACGUGUACACGUAUCAAGGCUGAGCUGCCUGUGGGAGAACCUUGCACUCUGGGGGUGUCGCUCUCAAUUGAGAACUGAACCAAGGAACCUUUGGAGCUGGGGGAUUGUUGAGUUGUGGUGACUUGGCGCAACAACUUCAAAGGGCAACUUUUUUUGCAGCAGUUAUAUUCUGCCUGCUGACUACCCCAGCAGAUGCUGGUCACCGUUGCUUAGCUCAGCUCCUCAUCUUGAUCUUUACGUCAGUGUGUGAUUACUACAGGAAGUUAAGAUACCCGCUUGUAGCUUGGUGCUAGUAUUUAUGGCAACUGACAUCACUGGUUGCCCACAUCUGAAACCCUCCUGUUCAGUGAUUCCCCCCCCCAACUCACUUUUUUCAAUGCUCAAGCUUAAUUAUCAUUCAACUGUACAUGAAUAUAACAAAACAAAGUGGCGUUUCUCUGGGGCUAAGGUGCAAAACAUGUUACCACAGCAAUGUGUUCGUAAAGCAGCUGACUCUUGUAAUCUGCAUAAAUAAGUAAUCAUGACAAGUUUGCUUCGAACUUUAUUUAUCAAAGCCCAGGAGUAUGAGAGUUUGUGUACAGCUUUUUUGUACAAUGAAUGCCACUAAUGGUUUGUAAAGCUGUGUGGACCAAGUGAUAUUUAAUCCUGUUCUGUAAAUAUUGAAAACUGCAAUGUGCAUCACACCAGCCAAUAUACAAAAUAAAGUUGUCAAACUAUG
Messenger RNA from Hypanus sabinus (Atlantic stingray), 6451 nucleotides. It is a transcript of the gene daglb, whose product is annotated as diacylglycerol lipase, beta. NCBI's taxonomy places the organism in Eukaryota, Metazoa, Chordata, Chondrichthyes, Myliobatiformes, Dasyatidae. Gene Ontology annotation, biological process: lipid metabolic process. The record is from RefSeq and is a predicted model, not a curated record. The transcript is spliced from 15 exons. The coding region runs from base 125 to 2161 and encodes 678 amino acids.